Brenthis ino (lesser marbled fritillary) is the source of this 453-nucleotide messenger RNA. The record is from the annotation of a GenBank genome assembly. NCBI's taxonomy places the organism in Eukaryota, Metazoa, Arthropoda, Insecta, Lepidoptera, Nymphalidae.
AUGCUGCAUGAAAUUUUAAACACCAUAUCUAUAGUAACUGACUUUGAAACUGUGACGAUGGUUUCCACACCGAUCGUGUGGCUGUGCUGCCUGUUGGCGUCAGUACUUGCUGUACCUGUGCAGAAGUACACAGACAAGUAUGACAGCAUCGACAUGCAUGAGAUCGUAGAAAACCCGAAGCUGCUACACGGGUAUUCCGACUGUCUCCUCGACAAGGGCCCAUGUACUCCUGAAGGCAAAGACGCAAAAGCAAACUUACGUGAUGGACUGGAAACUGGCUGUGGGAAGUGUACUGAAAUACAAAAGGAUAAAGUUACCAUCUUCAUAGAACAUGUGAUCAAGAAUGAACGUGGUAUCUGGAAGGAAUUGACCGAUAAAUAUGACCCUGAGGGUAUCUGGAGAAAAAAAUACGAAGACGCCGCGAAGGAAAAGGGUAUCAUCAUUCCUAAAGAC